Ostrea edulis (European flat oyster) is the source of this 3355-nucleotide messenger RNA. RefSeq names its product meiosis inhibitor protein 1-like. The record is from RefSeq and is a predicted model, not a curated record. The transcript is spliced from 28 exons. Bases 2 to 3295 code for a protein of 1097 amino acids. Gene Ontology annotation, biological process: meiosis I. Lineage: Eukaryota; Metazoa; Mollusca; Bivalvia; Ostreida; Ostreidae.
AAUGGAGAGUGCAGAGUCAUCAUUUGCAUCCAGCGCUGUGGAAGUGUUUUUAAAGUUAAUCAACAAAAUGAAUUCCAAAGAUUUACUGGAGAAUGUGUUGGAUCGCAUUAAGAAGAAGAUGUUCCAAACAGAGAAUUAUAAAGAGUUACUUCCCUUGGUUGUCCUCAUGGGAAGACUGGUGAAGACAUUUCCCCCAUUGUCAGAGAUUCUUUGUCAUGAAUAUGAGCCACUGUUGCACUGUUUGGUUAAUGGUCUGAGCUGUGUUGAUGAGGAGGUGCAGAGUAACAUUGUCUUCAUGUUUGUCUAUGUGCUAGUGGGACCAUGGGAAGCCAUCAUUCCUGUCAAUGUUCAACAUUCACUAGCACAGGAAGUGGUCUGUCUUCUACAUACAGCCAAGGCUCCUUACCUUCUUAGGAACCUCAUGGCCUUGUUGAACAGUUUGAUCAGCAGUGCAGAGGUGACUCACCUUCUGAUGACCUUGGACUUCAAUAACGUGACCCUUUUGACCUCUCUGAAAAAGCUAAUCAUCAGUAAGAAUGCUGAUGUUCAGAGGUCAGCACUAUAUGUCCUAUCAUGUAUUUUGUCACGGGAAAAUGAAGACUAUUGCAGAGCAGUUCUUAACUCGGAUAUUAUUGAGUUCAUGUUUGAAGCAUUGCAUAGUCAAAGUACUGACCAGUUAAAAUUUGUCCUGGACUGUGUGGAGCCUUUGUGUCAAUCAGAUUUAUUCUACUCCAAGUGUCAUGCAGUUUACGGGAUGGAAUCGGUAUUAUAUGCCUUGGAAAAUGUGCUGGAGAGGAAGAAUUUUGAGCUUUGUAGAGCUGCUUUUGAUAUCUUGGCAACUCUACUGACAAGGCAGCCCAACAACAUUCCUUUAUUCAUCAACAACCCCACUGUGGCCUCAUGUCUGCAGUUGAUUGGUCAAGGAAUUCAGGAGCAUCACCCAGAGGUCUUCUUCAGCAGUAUGCAGGCCCUGUGCGCAGUCAUCAAGAAAUCUCAUCUUCUUUUACCAAUUCCAUUCGAGGACUUGGAAAGAAUACUCAGUGUGAUGAUCAACAGACUGUUAAAAACUGACAUGACUCCAGGCCAAAUAAGCAUCAGGGACAGAAAAGCAGGAUUUACUUGUUUUGCACACAGUGAUCUGAAAGACCCCAUAGAAGUUGUUAUUCUUAUCUAUGUAGCAUGUAUCCAAUUGCUGGGGGAGUGCUGGGAUGACCCUUUGACCUGCGCCACAAGCUAUGUUUCACCAGACUCACAGCCCAAGGAAACCUCACUACAGCAGUUCAAGGAGUUCAUUGUCAACUCCUGUAUGGAAAAUGUUAUUCCGCUAGCAAUGGGAAAUGUGAACAGGGGAGGUCACCUCGUAACGUUUCGACAGCUCCAGAGAUUGUUGCUGGAUUUAUACAACACAGACAAUGCCAGGAGUAUCCAGGUCUUAGUGCAGAUGACCUCAGAUGGACUUCUGUCAAACAUCAUUAACAGGAGACAGGAAGGCCAUGAAAUGAUAGAGAUAGAGAACACAUUCCUAUUACAACUUUGUCAAGUUCUUCAUGAGGAUGACGCCCCAGACCUGCCAUUCCCUGAUUGGAUGAACAAUAGCAUUUUGAAUAUAAAAUAUAACCUUGAGGAAUACCAACAGAUGAUGACGCAACACUUGAAUGAGGGAACAAGGGACCUCUACAUUUUCCUUAUAUACCAUAUGUGCAGAUUAGAUGAUAUACCAUUGAGUGGACAGGAGAUCCUUGUCACCGUCAGUAGUUAUGUGGAGAGUAUAUAUGAUCAGUCACAAUUAUCUCCCCUGACAAAGAGACACCUGGUCUUCUUGUGGGCUUUUUCAGCUUCCCUUCUUCAAAACAACCUUGAAAAAAAGUGUGAUCCAGCCCUGUCCCUGGUACUGAGAACGGUGACUGAUGAACCCCCCGGUGUGUGGUACACUCAUCACUCUGCCUUUCUUUACUGGAUGUUCCUAGACUCUCAAGUCUGCAAGAAAGCUGGGCCUCAAAUUAUUGAGUGUUGGUUGAAUAACAUUGCUGUUGCUCAAGAGAAAUUUUCAGAUGAUUUUCUGGAAAAAUUGGGAGAAACCCAUGAUUUGUUUGAGAUGUUUGCUAACGCUGAAUUUACAGAAGCAUUUAUGAUGACAUUACUCUCAGAUUCCAAGGAAACAGCAUCUUUAUCUUAUCUAAUACUAAAGAAUUUUCUUGAAAAGAUAAUUGAGUCAGAGGUAUCAGAAAACUUUAUAGAAUGUGUGAGAGCCAAAGGGAGACAACUACUACUGGAGGAAUUUCUGAGAGAGAACCCGGGUCUUCAUGAUGACCACUUGACAAACAUCAUGUCUAUUUUCCUGAUGACCUACAAUGUUUUCCCUCCAACAGUGGAUGGUCAAGAUAUGAGGCUAUUUUAUCAUGUUUCCAAGUGGCUGUGUGAAAGUUCAUUAGAAAACUACCAGAUGACAGAGAUGUUUUUAAGAUUAAUCAUCUUAUACAUAGAAACUUCAGAUUCCCUUAACAGUAGUGUAUUGCCUAUGAUUAUGCAAAACCAAAACCUGUUGAUGAGACUAGAACAACUGAUGCAAUGGGAGGAAGAUGGGGUGGCUGGGUUAGCAUUCUGUGUCGCUGCUUACUUGAUGGAUUUUUCAGCCCAGAGCACACAGGCAACACCACCUUCAUUUGUAAAGAUGAAGGUAACAUUGUUUCCCUUGGAAAAGAGGCUGAAGGCCAGUUCUCCCAUCAUGCAGCAGUGUUACCUUCAGUUUUUGGCUACUUCCUUCCAGUAUAAAUUUGUCAGUAGUGUCAUCAAAUACACUACUGUAGGAAGAUGCACCUCUGAUUUCAAUUGCCCUCUGGUAUCUGCAGACAUCACCUGCCUGUUUUGUUACCUACAACAGUUUAUGGUGCAGGAAUGUGUGAAGACUAAACAAGUUGCUCUCUACUGUCUCCAAGCAUUGGUGGCUUAUCUCUCCACAGUUGAUCUCGAAUUGUAUCAUGAACUACUCACUCAUCCAUGGAAUACAGCUAUGUUGGAAGUCAUGGUUCAGAUGACAGAAGAUGAUGCAAUGUCUAUAUCUACAACCUUUGACAUGCUAAAUUUUAUUUUAUGUGAAAAAGUUGGUAGAAGAAUCUUGACAGAAUCAUUGGAAUUGAUGAUGACUUUGACUCUGUUCUUAAAGGAGCAGAAAGCAAAAUCUCUUGUGAACCUGCUUCACGAUCAAUGUAUUCAUCUUAUUGAAAAGUUUCUGCAAGUUGUUCCUAUCCAGUACAAGCAACAGAUCAAUGCUGCAAUUGAAACAGAGAAUGCAUAAACGAAGAUGGAAUCAACCUCGAUUUGUGUUGUCAAAUAUGGAAGAAUAAAGCAUCUAAAC